Rotaria sp. Silwood1 is the source of this 781-nucleotide messenger RNA. The record is from the annotation of a GenBank genome assembly. NCBI's taxonomy places the organism in Eukaryota, Metazoa, Rotifera, Eurotatoria, Philodinida, Philodinidae.
CAGAUUAAUUUCAAAUGAAUUUAAUUCACAAUAAAUUCAACAAUCAUUUCAAUAAACAAUUUUUCUUUUAAAUGGAUAAAUAAGUAAAUAAAUGGAUUUAUUUUAGUAAAUUAAUAUUAAAUAAUUAUUAGUAUUAUAUGCUCAUUCGGAUAAAUAUCAUGAUUUUAAUUGGAUAUUACAUGUUUAUUCAUUAGAUGAGUAUUUCUUUUAAAAAAUCAUACAAUUUUUUUUUUAAACUUGUACACAAAUAAGUAAAUCAAAAUCAUUUAUUAAAUAUUUAUCAUCAAUGACUUUUUCAACAAAAUCCUCAUUAUAGAAUGAUAUUGAAUUAAAAGGUAUUUUAUCAUAUAAAACAAUAUCAUCAAUUCAAUCACCAAAUAAAACAAAUGUAUCAAGAAAAUCAUUUCAAUCGAAUACAACAGUUCAAUUAACAAAUAAAUUGACAAUAAAUCGAAAUAAAAAUUCAUGUUUAACACCAUCAAAACCUGCUGGAACAAUUAAUUUAAUUGAUGGAUAUAUAAUGAUUGGUGAUAUAACUAGUUUUUAUAAAGAAACAUUUCUAAACAUUCCGAAUCUAGAUAAAAAUUUAAAAGAAAAUCAAUUAAUUGAUCUUCCUUAUAGUAAUAAAACAUUUCAAAAUAUUGAAUCAGGACAUGUUAACGUAAAUAUAUCUUCAAUUAAUUAUUCAUCAAAUAAAAUUCAAACAAAUUCAACAUCGAAUGUUUUAUCAUCAUCGAUUCAAGUAGGUGCAAAUGAUACAGUACGAACGACUCGAACUUGA